Molecule: messenger RNA, 1606 nt
Organism: Gamsiella multidivaricata
Lineage: Eukaryota; Fungi; Mortierellomycota; Mortierellomycetes; Mortierellales; Mortierellaceae
Exons: 2
Coding region: 414-1571 (385 amino acids)
Biological process (GO): carbohydrate metabolic process
Cellular component (GO): membrane
Molecular function (GO): chitin deacetylase activity
Source: RefSeq, a predicted model, not a curated record
GCUAUUUUUAUCAGCUUCGGUUUUUGUACCUGACCGAGGAUAUACAAUAAACUGUACAUUAGGCUAUUCAUAUCAAAUAUCGGCUUCAUAUCUGAUGAUUAUCUGGCACGGCGUACCUGGGUCUAGUUAUCUCCUCGACAACGCCUAUAUAACAGGUGCCCGUUCCUCUCUCACCUUCCGUACCCAUUGUUUCCUAUCUCUUCUUCUUCCUUUGUUUCCUGCUCCCCUCCCGCCUCUCCGCUAACCGCCACCCUUACCUGUGCCUUGAAGACUCGUACUCGGGUGUUCAGCACACUACACCAACAACCAGACCUCACGCAUUAUCCUUUCCUCUUCCUUCUCUAGCCUCCAUCUCUCUUUUUUCUUCCUCAACCUCCAAAAGACCUCCACUCUUUCUCCAUUAAUUUGACACGAUGGUCAAGCUGUUCACUUCCUCGUUCACAGUCUUGGUGAUCACCAUGGCCGCGGCCGUCCAGGCACAGCAGUCAGGCAGCACCUCGACGACGGUAGCAGCAGCAACACCCUCUAGCGCACCUGGUACGAUCAACCCCAGCGAAUAUCCUGCACCGGACAAGAUCCCUCCAAUCAACUCUCCCGAAGUCCAGGCAUGGCUCAAGGAGAUUGAUUUGACGGGAGCACCAAGCAUCCCGCUCCAUACUGGUCAACCGCCUUCGUGCCCUAACCCUCCCAUUGCUGAUGAGUGCUACUGGACCUGCGACGGCUGUGCUGCGGACGACAUUGUGGCCUGCAAGCGUCCCAACACCUGGGGUCUGACCUUUGAUGACGGUCCAUCGACCGACACGCCGACGCUCCUGAACUAUCUCCAGACCAAGCAGCUCUCCGCGACCUUCUUCCUGAUCGGCUCGAACGUGAUCCAGUACCCAGAGACUGUGAAGCGUGAGGUGGCGGAGGGCCAUCAUCUGGCCUCGCAUACCUGGUCCCAUCAUGCGUUGACGACGCUGUCGAACGAACAAAUCGUGGCCGAGAUGAAGUGGACGGAGAAGGCGGUGAUGGCGGCGACGGGAUUGAGGUUGAAGUACAUGCGCCCGCCUUAUGGAGACAUCAACAACCGUGUCCGGUUCGUGUUGAAGAAGUUGGGAUACAUUCCUGUGGACUGGACCGGAGAUGAAUUCGACACGAACGAUUGGCAGAUGCCGACGAUGAGCGAGAGCCAGGUGAUCGCGACGUUCACCAAAUCCUUGGACACGUACGCGGCCUCGAACCGGUCCUCGGGAUUCUAUUGUUUGGAGCAUGAUCUGAACUCGAUGACCGUGGGUGCUGCUCAGAAGCUGAUCCCGUUGGGAGAGGCCAGGAACAUCACGAUCGCGAGUGUGCCCGUGUGCGAGAGCGAUGCUCAGCCUUAUCAGUCGGGCGGCACCGCACCGAUGCCAACGACCAGCGGAACGAACACAUCGGCGACGGCGACGGGAACCGCCACGGGAUCGGCCUCGAAGGGUUCGCCCACGAGCAAGCCUAGUGGUGCGGCCGCUGCUGUGGAGGGAGGUCUGAAGGUGAUGAUGGUUGCAGCAGUAGCUGCUAGUGCUGCGGUCGCGGGACUUGUCCUGGCGUAAAAUGAGAAAAAAAAAAAAAAAAAAAAAAAAAAAAA